This is a messenger RNA of Sebastes umbrosus (honeycomb rockfish), 1925 nucleotides long. RefSeq names its product solute carrier family 19 member 3b (gene slc19a3b). The record is from RefSeq and is a predicted model, not a curated record. Gene Ontology annotation, molecular function: vitamin transmembrane transporter activity. Gene Ontology annotation, biological process: transmembrane transport; vitamin transport. The transcript is spliced from 8 exons. Lineage: Eukaryota; Metazoa; Chordata; Actinopteri; Perciformes; Sebastidae. Bases 388 to 1815 code for a protein of 475 amino acids. Gene Ontology annotation, cellular component: plasma membrane.
UUUAUUCCCAGGCUCAAUUUUGCCUGCCUUUGCCCAAUAAUAGGUUUCUCUCUGUUAAAUUGUCUCCUGUCUUGUUUGACUUAAGGAUUGUACUGUUGGCCAAGCCCAAAGAAAGUCUACUGCCAUCACCUCUCAGCUAUUCUUCUGUUUCCUAACAGGUUGAAGUCUAUUGCUCAUAAACUGUGACUAAGGCACAUGCAGAUCAUAAAGAUUAGACAAUGUGUGUAUAUUCUAGCUACUAUGCAUACUGAUAGCUGCAAGAACAGUUAAUGAACCAAGGGAUAGUCCAGGUAGUCAGACUUCAAAUAUAGAACAAAGUGCUCAGGAAAGUGCUCCUGGAAAGAAAAACAAAAGACGAUCUCUGGGAAAUUCUGCUGAGGUAAAAGCAUGAGCAGUUGGACCACACUGAAGUCCACCAGCUGGACGUAUCCUACCGCUGUCCUGUCACUCUAUGGGUUUUUUGCUAACUGCAGACCAGCAGAGCCCUUCCUCAUACCAUAUCUAAUUGGACCACACAAGAACAUCUCUGGAGAAGUGGUGACCAACUACCUGUUCCCUAUCUGGACGUACUCAUACCUGGCCUGCCUUUUCCCCGUCUUCCUCCUGAGUGACUUCCUGAGGCACAAGCCCCUCAUUGUGGUACAGGGGCUCUUCCUGGUCACCAACUAUGUCCUGCUCUGCUUUGCCACGGCUCUGCCCGCUAUGGUCUUCCUUCAGGUCAUCUAUGCUGUAGUGACUUCCACAGAGGUGGCCUACUUUUCCUACAUUUACACCUUGAUUCCAGUUGAGAAUUACCAAAGAGCCACUGGUUACCUGCGCAGUGCAAUGCUGGCUGGGUAUACAUUUGGUGCAAGCCUGGGCCAACUGCUGGUAUCUCUGGCAGGAUUGGAUUACUUCUACAUCAAUGUCAUCACUCUGGGGACUGUAAGCAUGGCUUUUCUCAUCUCCUUCUGGUUGCCAAUGCCCCAGAGGAGCCUGUUCUUCAAAGGGAAACAGGCAGCAGCUGUGGGCUUGCAGUCCCAGCAGGAGGGGCCUCUGGGAGCAGACGGGCCUGAGGAACCAGAGGUGGAUAAGGAUGAAGCUGGCUCAGGGAGAGAGAAGAUGGAGCAUAAUGGCAGUGCUGGCUGGUGCAGCAGGGAAAAUGUGGCCUCUGCAGCCCAUCUACUUUGGCAAAGCUUCAGGGAGUCCUAUUCUUCCAGGACUUUAAUCUACUGGUCCUUGUGGUGGGCUUUGGCCACAGCUGGCUAUGUGCAGGUUUUCAACUACAUCCAGCUAAUGUGGAACCAUAUAGAACCAUCUGCCACAUCAUCCAUCUACAAUGGAGGUGUAGAGGCUGCAUGCUCCCUUGUAGGUGCUGCAGCGGCCUUCUCCGUGGGCCACAUCAAGGUGUCCUGGGACGUGUGGGGAGAGCUGGCAUUGGGGUUGUUCUCAGCCGUAGGGUCAGGUGCUGUGUUUCUGAUGGCGCUCACCAGCAGUAUCUGGGCAUGCUAUGCUGGUUAUGUCAUAUUCAAGUCCUGCUAUAUGCUUCUCAUCACCAUCACAACAUUUCAGAUUGCAUCCAACCUAUCCAUGGAGUGCUACGCCUUGAAUUUUGGGAUCAACACUUUUGUGGCCCUUUCACUGCAGACCAUCGUAACGGUCAUAGUAGUUGAUGAAGCUGCAUUGGGACUGGACGUAGUUACACAGUUCAUCAUCUACGGCAGCUACUACGCCAUCAUCUCAGUGCUCUUUCUGAUUCGAGGGACCUACACCGCCUGUAGAAAGCAACGCAAUCCUGAGUCCACUGUGGAGGUGAUAUCUUCUGAGCGUUUCUGACCAAAGGUCAACAAAGUCUUCACAACACUAAAUGAGAAGAUUAUUGUUCCAUUUUUUUUAUAGGGAAUAAAAUAAUCAUACUUCAACAGUAUUACUGUAAUGAGUGUAAA